AUGGCUGGCUUCUUGGAGAUGACCCUAGUCUUCAGGAAAUACCUGAUCAUAGUGUUUGUACCCCUUUUGUUUCUUGCUCUGCCUCUGGCUCUUCCUACCAAGGAGGCCCAAUGUGGUUAUGUCAUCAUAGUGAUGGCACUGUUCUGGUGCACAGAAGCCUUGCCGUUGGCUGUCACAGCUCUCUUUCCUGUCCUGCUGUUCCCACUAAUGAAUAUCAUGGAUUCAACAACAGUCUGCCGGGAGUACUUGAAGGACACCAAUAUGCUUUUUAUUGGGGGACUGCUGAUGGCCAUUGCUAUUGAAAAUUGGCACCUACACAAGCGUGUUGCUCUGCGGGUCUUGCUUAUCACUGGUGUCAGACCAGCCCUACUCCUCAUGGGUUUCAUGAUUGUGACCGCCUUCCUGUCCAUGUGGAUCAGCAAUACCGCCACCACUGCCAUGAUGGUCCCGAUAGCACAAGCAGUGUUGGAACAGUUGCACAAGUCAGAAAUGGAGUCUAGCACAGCUGGCCAAGCAUCUGAAAACAUCAAUAAAGCCUUUGAACUACAGGAAGAGUCAACUAAAACAGAUAGCUCCAAAGAAACAGAGGAAAAGGACCUAGGUAAUAGUCACGUCCUGACAGUCGAGGAAGACAGAAAGAGAAAUGAAAAUCUGCUAGAGGAGAAACACAAGAAAUUGUGCAAGGGAAUGUCGCUCUGUAUUUGUUACUCAGCCAGUAUUGGAGGGAUUGCAACUCUGACUGGGACAACACCAAAUCUGGUACUGCAAGGACAAGUUGAUGAGCUCUUUCCUAACAAUGGCAAUAUCAUCAACUUUGCCUCUUGGUUCUCCUUUGCCUUCCCCACCAUGAUCGUGUUACUGGUUUUGGCGUGGAUUUGGCUGCAGAUACUGUACUUGGGCUUUAAUUUUCAGAAGAAUUUUGGUUGUGCUGCAAAUGCCACUGCAAAGGCUAAGGAGCAACGGGCCUAUGACAUUAUCAGAGAAGAAAGCAAGAAAUUGGGCUCAAUGAAAUUUGCAGAAAUAGCAGUUUUGAUCCUCUUCAUACUACUGGUACUGCUCUGGUUUACAAGAGAUCCUGGUUUCAUACCAGGUUGGGCAACAGUUCUUUUCAACAAAAAUGAUACAAGCUAUGUCACUGAUGCUACAGUGGCCAUCUUCAUUUCAAUUUUGUUGUUCAUCAUCCCUUCCGACAUUUCUAACAAUGAGAGAGGGAGCAAGUCAAAGAUCCGAGCACCUCCAGCUCUCUUGGACUGGAAAGUAGUUCACCAGAAAAUGCCAUGGAACAUUGUGUUUCUGCUGGGAGGUGGCUUUGCCUUAGCCAAAGGCAGUGAGGAAUCUGGUCUGUCUGCAUGGUUAGGUAGCAAACUGACUCCUCUGCAGCAAAUCCCUCAUCCAGCUAUUGCUCUCCUGUUGUGUCUCCUUAUUGCCACUUUCACUGAGUGCACCAGCAAUGUGGCCACCACUACCCUCUUUCUCCCUAUUCUGGCUUCAAUGGCUGAAGCGAUCUGCCUCAAUCCACUCUAUGUCAUGCUGCCCUGUACACUUUCUGCAUCAUUGGCGUUCAUGCUCCCAGUGGCCACUCCUCCUAACGCCAUUGUCUUCUCAUAUGGACAACUCAAGGUUAUAGAUAUGGCCAAGGCUGGGUUUGUACUCAACAUCCUAGGAGUUCUGACCAUUACUCUAGCCAUCAACACCUGGGCUUCAUCUCUGUUCCAACUGCAAACUUUCCCAUCCUGGGCUAAUAGGACAGGCACCUGCCCAUAA
Gavia stellata (red-throated loon) is the source of this 1764-nucleotide messenger RNA. RefSeq names its product solute carrier family 13 member 2 (gene SLC13A2). The record is from RefSeq and is a predicted model, not a curated record. Lineage: Eukaryota; Metazoa; Chordata; Aves; Gaviiformes; Gaviidae. Gene Ontology annotation, molecular function: transmembrane transporter activity. Bases 1 to 1764 code for a protein of 587 amino acids. Gene Ontology annotation, biological process: monoatomic anion transmembrane transport. The transcript is spliced from 12 exons. Gene Ontology annotation, cellular component: membrane.